AUAAAAUUGUAGAAUAAUGAAAUGACUCCGUUCCCUUCAUCUUCAAGCCACGCUUCACUCGUCUUCUCCCUCGAAGCUUAACUGCCAUUAAAAUGAUUAUCGAGUUAUUUCCAAAAUCUCACCAGAUCUGUCUGCCAUUACUCUAACUUUCCCAAUAAAAUCAUUGCAUUGUUCUCUCAUUUCAAUAGUUGAGCAAGAGAGGGAGAGACCUUGGGUGGGUCGAAAAUGGCGCCGAUCUUCGAGUAUUUUAUAGUAUGUGGAAUUGGACCAGAGAUUCGAACUUUGGAUGAGAAUAAAGGGUUUUAUGGAACUAAUUAUCGUUACUUACCUUCGCUUCUUGAUCAGUUCCCACCUCCCAAUCAUUCUCUUUAUCCUGAUCCUCCUCCUCAGCUUCCGACUUGUGUCUUGCCUGCUGGAGUGGAGUUCUAUGCAUCAGGCUUUGAUGUCAAUGACCCCUCAACAUACCCUCGAACUUAUCCCAUUGUGUUAACUGAGGGUGAUGGCUCUAAAAUUUAUGUGUGUUGUAUUGCUUUUCGGGAUCCAGUCGAUGAAGAUAUUGUUGAAGCACAUCGUAUUCCUUUGAAUUCAUUUGCAGACAAGUGCAUAUGUCUCGUUUCACGUUUACCAAGUUUCCAUGUACUUCGUAAUGCUUUGGAGGAGGUCUUUGCUCUUUGUUUUUCACCUAAAGGAAGCAGCAAGCCAUUGUGGGAUGUCAUUGCCUGUAUGGUUUCCAAUGUUCCCUUGCCUACACCUGGGAAAGAUAGGGUAUUAUUUGCUGUUGAGAACUGCCUACUCUCUGUUGAGGCUCCACCAAGAGAUGGUUUACCUCAUGCUGAUAUAUCCUUUCAGCCAUUGGUACAGUGUUUGGAUGUUGACAACUUGCUCAAGCUCUUCACAGCUGUGCUGCUUGAAAGGAGAGUCCUACUUCGUUCGAACAAGUAUUCACUUUUGACUCUUGUGUCUGAAGCAAUUUGUCAUCUCAUCUACCCAUUUCGGUGGCAGCAUGUCUACAUUCCAUUACUAUUUUUCAGCGGAGUGGACUACAUUGAUGCUCCAACACCAUACAUGAUGGGUCUUCAUUCUGGCGUCGAUACCACUGGUCUUUCAAUGGAUGGCGUUGUUAUUGUAGACCUCGAGUCUAACCGUGUCACCACUUCAGAGGAAAUUCCUCCUAUACCAGAGCCAGAAUUGAGUACCUUACGUGGCGAGAUAUUGAAAUUGCUAUAUCCUAAAGUAACAGAUAUAGACCUGAUAAAGGUGGGCCUCAAUAAAUCAAGUGAGGUGUAUCAUAGAGUUUCUAGCAAGCCAUGGUCAGAAGCGCAUGAUGUUCAACUUAGGAUGAUAUUUCUGAAGUUCCUUGCUUCAAUUUUAUCUGGUUACAGGAAUUUUAUUGAAAAUACAGCAACCAAUGUCUUUAAUACUCAGGCAUUCUUAAAGAAGCGCUCUCGAUUGACUAAUGAACCCCCAGAUCAGAUGAUAUUGCAAUUUUUGGAGACACAAGGCUUUUUGGACUUCCUUGAAAGAGGAGGUUCUGAUGAUAAUAAUAACAACCUUCUUGACAAGUUGCAAGAUGCUAUUGGGAGAGGACAGGAUCCUAUGUCAAUAUUGCCUCCACCUCUGUUGGAGCCAGAAAUUAUUACAAUAUCAGAUCGUAGUGGAGAAUCUGUUGGUGGUUCUCGCUACACAUAUGACAGGUUCCCAUCUAAUAUUAGAGCAGAAGAACAGGAGGAGAAGAGGAAACAGAUUCUUGCUGCAGUUAGUGGAGCCCUUGAUAAUACUGUAAAGCCUACUCGUGAUCGUGGUGAAAGUCUCAGUCCGAGAGAGAGAGCUGCAGAACGUGAGCGCAUGGUAUUGGACAUACAAGUGAAGUUGCAGGGGCUGUGGCUACGUCUUCUGAAGUUAGGAGCAACUGACGAUCCAUUGUCGUCAUUUGAAUAUGGAACUAUUCUUGCUCUGAUUGAAUCUGAUGCAGAUGGCAUUGGUGGAAGUGGAUUUGUUGAGUGUAUAAGGGAACACAUACAUACUGGCUGGACUUGUCAACUGACAGAAGAACAGUUUAUUGCUGUUAAAGAACUGUUGAAAACUGCAAUUACUCUUGCAACAUCACGGAAUGACCUUUCAACAGUUAGAGAUGCACUGGAAGUAUCAGCUGAAAUUUUUAAGAAGGAUGCAAAUAAUGUUUCAGAUUGUGUGCAACGUCAUCUAAUUUCUCUGUCUAUCUGGGAAGAGUUCAGGUUUUGGGAAGGAUAUUUUGAGUAUCUCAUGGAUCAAACCUCCAACAAGCCAUCCAAUUAUGCCACCCUAGUUAUGACACAACUAAUUGUACUAGCUUCACACAUGGCUGGACUGGGACUACCUGAUACUGAUGCUUGGCAAAUCAUCGAGACAAUAGCUGAGAAGAACAACAUAGGGUAUACGCAAAUUAUACAAUUAAGAGGAUUUUUGUCACAUAUCCAUCAACUGCGCUUUGCUUACUGGGGAACUGCCGCUUCAAAAGGACAGUUAUUAUCUUCCUAUGGAGGACAAUCUAUUCAUCUACAAGAUACUGCACAUGACAGUCAGCCAACUACUGAGGCAUCUAGUGUUGGAAGGAGCUGGGUCCAGAGCAUGUUCAGCAGAGAUACAUCAAUAAGAGCACAAUCUUUUACCCGUGUACGGAGUGGACUAUCAGCUGCAAAUGAGGAUAAACAGGAUAUGACAGGCACAGCAGGUCAAAAGAGGCCUCAAACAAAUGUACGCUUGCUUAGGGGUCAUAAUGGCGCAGUCACUGCUUUACAUUGUGUCACAAGAAAGGAGGUUUGGGAUCUUGUUGGUGACCGUGAGGAUGCGGGCUUUUUUAUAAGUGGAAGUACAGACUGUCUGAUUAAAAUAUGGGAUCCAAGUCUUCGUGGUUCUGAGCUUCGAGCAACAUUGCAGGGCCAUACAGGAACUGUGCGGGCGAUAAGCUCUGACCGAGGGAAGAUAGUAUCAGGAUCAGACGACCAAUCCAUCCUGGUAUGGGAUAAGCAAACACACCAGCUUCUUGAAGAACUUAAAGGACAUACUGCAUCAAUCAGCUCCGUACGCAUGCUUUCAGGAGAACGCGUCCUUUCUUCUUCUCAUGAUGGAACCUUAAAAAUGUGGGAUGUGAGAACCGAUGCUUAUGUGGCAACUGUUGGUCGUUGCUCAAGUGCAGUUCUCUGUAUGGAGUACGACGAUUCUACAGGAGUUUUGGCUGCUGCAGGUAGGGAUUCCGUUGCAUACUUAUGGGACAUCCGUGCAGGAAAACAGAUGCAUAAACUCGUGGGGCAUGCAAAAUGGAUCAGAUCAAUCAGAAUGGUUGGAGAUACUUUGAUCUCUGGUAGUGAUGAUUGGACGGCUAGAGUUUGGUCUGUUUCACGAGGCACAUGUGAUGCUGUCUUAGCUUGUCAUGCAGGACCUGUUCAAUGUGUGGAGUAUUCAACAUUAGAGAAGGGAAUCAUUAGUGGCUCAACCGAUGGGAUGAUUCGGUUUUGGGAAAAUGCCGAUGUAGGUAUAAGAUGUAUCAAGAAUGUUACCAUACACUCUGCUGCUAUAUUAUCCAUAAAUGCUGGUGAUCACUGGCUGGGGAUUGGUGCAGCAGAUAACUCUAUGUCUCUAUUUAAUCGCCCUCAAGAAAGACUUGGCGGCUUUACAAGCCCAGGCUCUAAAGUAACUGGAUGGCAACUUUACCGGACACCCCAGAAAUCUGCUGCUGUUGUUAGAUGUGUAGCUUCCGAUCUUGAAAGGAAAAGAAUCUGUAGUGGUGGCCGAAAUGGACUUCUUCGAUUGUGGGAUGUUACUAUAAACAUCUGAGCUUUUGCAUCGACUUUUACAUUAGGAUAUCUUGAAUUCCCUGCUGUGGCAUCGGCUUUUACAUAAAGCUGCCAUUUUUUCGAGGAAGUUUUUCACUAUGUUUCCGGGUUAAGAUGAUGCAAAAUUAUACAAGUAUUAGUUUAUAUGCUCCUAAAAGGUACACUAGAAUUAAUUAAAUUAUUUGUACUUACCUUGGAUAAUAUUUGUAUAUCUAAAGUGUUGAGGACUUUGUUCAUGUAAAACAGAAAUUGUAAACUGUAUAAAAUCUGUUAUCAAAAACUUUGCUUUAAGACAAGCACUGCGGGAUAUAAACCGUGGCAGGGAAAUGAGUGCAACUUUAAUACAAUAUAUUUCCUUUCAUACUGCCUUUUUUUAAAACCUUGUCAAUAAAGGAAAGUUUAAGAGGCGCAAAAGGACUUGCC
Messenger RNA from Amaranthus tricolor (Joseph's coat), 4235 nucleotides. RefSeq names its product DENN domain and WD repeat-containing protein SCD1. Gene Ontology annotation, cellular component: cytoplasmic vesicle. The transcript is spliced from 24 exons. Gene Ontology annotation, biological process: regulation of Rab protein signal transduction. The record is from RefSeq and is a predicted model, not a curated record. Bases 226 to 3813 code for a protein of 1195 amino acids. Gene Ontology annotation, molecular function: protein binding. NCBI's taxonomy places the organism in Eukaryota, Viridiplantae, Streptophyta, Magnoliopsida, Caryophyllales, Amaranthaceae.